Molecule: messenger RNA, 2359 nt
Organism: Myotis brandtii (Brandt's bat)
Lineage: Eukaryota; Metazoa; Chordata; Mammalia; Chiroptera; Vespertilionidae
Gene: TENASCIN-R
Product: tenascin-R
Exons: 3
Coding region: 1-369 (122 amino acids)
Source: RefSeq, a predicted model, not a curated record
AUGGCGGUGACCACAUUGUCCCGUGUUACCAGGCUCAUCACUGUCCCCCCGGAAACAGAGGGAGUUGUGCACGUCCGUGUCCCAUGGGACUCCCUCAGCUACCACCAGGGACGCCCCUUCUCCACUGUGGACAGAGACAACGACAUCGCCGUGACCAACUGCGCCCUGUCGUACAAGGGGGCGUGGUGGUACAAGAACUGCCACCGGACCAACCUCAACGGGAAGUACGGGGAGUCCAGGCACAGCCAGGGCAUCAACUGGUACCACUGGAAAGGCCACGAGUUCUCCAUCCCCUUCGUGGAAAUGAAGACGCGCCCCUACAACCACCGGCCCCUGGCGGGGAGGAAGCGGCGGUCCUUGCACUUCUGAGCCGUGGGCGGCCGCCGGCCACCUGACCUUUCUGUCAUUUGUUUGUAUUUUAUAAACCAGGCAAGGGGUGGGGAUCACAGCACUGCGCAUUGCAACGUGUCCUGAGUGUUCGAAGGAAGCAGGGAGUAGCAGUAAUCGGUUGAGAAUUAGCUGCUUAUGGUUUCUGCUGCCCUCGGGCCUGACCCAGUCCAUUCUCCCUCUUCUCCAGCCACCUUAGCCGGCCCCUUUUCCCACCAGGAGGAGAAGGGAGAUGUUUCCCUAAAAGACCAAAUCAAAGGCCAGUGGUGGAGUCAGGUUGCUAUGGUGACGGGCUCGUCCCUUCGCCCCUUGCCCUCCCUCGGAGACGUCCUCCCCUUCCCGGCAUGUGUCCCUGGUCACUGCCUCCCAAGGAAGAAGCCUCCACAAGAGAGUCUUGCGAACAACGCCCCCAAGAGGCAGCUCGACCUUGCCAUCCGCCAGCCCAAGCCUCUUUCACAGGCCAGAGGUUCUCACCUUCUGACCCUUCCGCCGAGUGGCCCUGUGACCUCUCAAGAGUAGUGACCUCCCUUCCAGCCCUCACGGAGCCUGUGCCUGCCCCCUACCCUGAGGCCCCGGGCCCCACAAGCCCAGCCACUGCUUCCGACGAUAGUUCCCAAGGUGCUCGGUGCCCGUGGCUGGCCCGGAGCUGCUCAUGGUUGUGCCCCUGUGGGUCUCUGUGGGAGGGGGAGAGGGAGAGAGUAGCGGGUUUUAGCGCUUUGGGGUCCAGCCUGGAGGAAAGGAAGGAGGAGGAGAAUUCAGGGCCCCUGUCACUGAGAUUCGAGGUCCCAUGGGGAACACAGGUCUUUAUUUCUGGUUCUCUGUGUCACAAACAGUUUUUUUCUGAGUUGCAAACUGAUUGCGAUCCUUAGCCAGGCUCUCCUUUGUGUGGGAGGCUUAAUAAGAGUCAGAGAAAGACGUUAUAUGACCAGCCAGCCAUUCUCCUAACUGGUAUUCCCUGGAAGAGGUGGGGUUUGAGGGUUUUGUUCUUGUUUUUUCCUUUUUGGUCCCAUGGAGACAGGAAUGGCCUCCUUAAUGAGGUGAGCUCCUGAGAAGGCUUCUCCACCUUCUUUUAUUUCUCUGCCUUUGAGAGGAGAAAUGAAAUGACAUCUAGAAAUCCAAGGUGAACAGGGAGGGCUGUGGGCCACCCCUCUGAUGAGAUGUUCUCUCUCCACUGGCUAGUCUGUGAUUUGAUUUUUAAGCCCAAGAGAGCUGGAGGCUCUAGAAGCCAGGACCCUUCAGCUUCUCCAAAUCAAACAUUAGCUGCCAUCCUCCCCACGGCGCUGGCCAAACCCAGGCUGUUUCCCCAGCUGCCCUCCCCCGUCCUCUCCUUCUCCUCAAGGCCUCAGUUCCACUCUCUGUAGUGUUCAACUGGGGCAUCCGGGUACCUGUACCACCUGCAGUCUAGCCAAGCAUAACCAAGAGACCAUCCCUCGGGCUGAUGACCACACCUGUGGUCACUUGCUGUGCACACUGCCAAGGCCUUGUCACGGCUGUGGUGUGGAUGUGAUUGACAUGCCCUGGACCAAAAAACAGAGGUGGCAUUUCCAUUUCUCAGUUCACUGUGGGCCUCAGAAAAACAAGGAGAAGCAGGGAAACACAAGCAAGCCUUUCUAGAAACCUGUAAGUUAAAUGAGACUUCGUGGAGUGGGCCGCCAGUAAACAGCGGGGAGCAGGCUGAAUGAGCUGAGCGACAGGCCGUUCUGCUGGCCCUGUGACAUCAAGGAGGGCGCUUCAUCUCUCUGGGCCUCCAUCUCCUCACCUGUUACAUGAAAGAUUAGGCCAGAAUGGCUUCUAACUUCCCUUUCAGCUUUGACAGUCAGUGAUGCCCAUCUCUCAUCUGAAAAUCUGCAUAGAAAUGGGCAUUGGGGAGGAAGCACGAUCAAGCCAUGAAAAUGCACCAGAAACCCAGCUUUAUUUAGGAAGGGAGGGAGGAGGGAGGGAGGGAAGGAAGCAAGGAUGGAGGGAGAAGUCA